Struthio camelus australis is the source of this 531-nucleotide messenger RNA. NCBI's taxonomy places the organism in Eukaryota, Metazoa, Chordata, Aves, Struthioniformes, Struthionidae. The record is from RefSeq and is a predicted model, not a curated record.
AUGAAAACCUGCACAGUAAUUGUUUUCCUGCUCCUGGCUGCCAGCGUCGAGUACGCCAGCUGCUUGCACACUGAACCAAGCUGUGCUCACUUCUCUGAACUUCUGCCUGCAUAUCUCCGAGACCUGAGGAUCAAGUUUGAGGAAAUUAAAGAUUAUUUUCAAUCGAAAGAUGAUGAACUUAGCAUCCAGCUGCUCAACGCUGAAUUACUGGAUGAAUUUAAGGGCCCCUUCGCCUGCCAGUCCGUGUCGGAGACCAUGCGCUUCUACGUGGAGGAAGUCCUGCCGAGGGCUGGGAGAGCCAGCGUGCACCACCAGCAGAGCCUGAGCGACCUCGGCAACAUGCUGAUGAGCCUGAAGGCAACGAUGAAGCGCUGUCACAGAUUCUUCACGUGCGAGAAGAGGAGUAAAACUCUAAAGCACAUUAAGGAAACGUUUGAUAAGAUGAAUGAGAAUGGAAUCUACAAGGCAAUGGGAGAAUUUGACAUUUUCAUCAACUACAUCGAAGAAUACUUGAUGAAGGGAAGGAAGUGA